Molecule: messenger RNA, 1823 nt
Organism: Astyanax mexicanus (Mexican tetra)
Lineage: Eukaryota; Metazoa; Chordata; Actinopteri; Characiformes; Acestrorhamphidae
Product: 4-galactosyl-N-acetylglucosaminide 3-alpha-L-fucosyltransferase 9-like
Exons: 2
Coding region: 177-1364 (395 amino acids)
Cellular component (GO): membrane
Molecular function (GO): alpha-(1->3)-fucosyltransferase activity
Source: RefSeq, a predicted model, not a curated record
CCUGCUCCACCUCACAACUCCACAAGACCUGCAGGAGCACAGAGCUGCUCCAUCCCAACUUCAGCCCAACACCGUCCUCCUCCAGCCCAACACCGUCCUUCUCCAGCCCAACACUCUCCAGCAUCUUCCAGUGAGGUGCAGCACUGCUGAGUCUCUGAAGGAUCUCAGGUUUGGUCAUGAUGUCUAAAGCUCCAUCUCGGCACGUCCUGAUCGCCUGUGUCCUGCUGCUGUGUCUCGGGGUGAUGAUCUACUUUUACUUCAAACCAUCUAUAAACAUCUUACCGUAUCCUGAAGCCACGUCCAGCAGGUACGACGUCUGCAGUGAAGCAUGCAUCGAUAUUCUCAUGGUGGAGAACCAGGGCAAGAUCCAGAACUGUACCGCUGAAGAUAAAUCGGUCCAGCCGGCAGCUCCGGCUCCGGAGGUCCAGCAGAAGAAGGAGUUAAGUCCGAGCGACCGAGCUGAAAAUAUCCUGAUCCUCGUCUGGUUGUGGCCGUUCGGAGAGCGGUUUUCCAUGGAUUCUUGUGAAGCUAUGUACAACGUAAAAGGCUGUCACAUAACAGAGGACAGGAGUCAAUACGACAAUGCAGACGCCGUCCUCUUCCACGUGAGGGACAUCUUCAACGACAUGGAGAACCUGCGGAAACUGCCUCGACCUCCAGAGCAGAGGUGGGUGUGGGUGAACAGCGAGUCUCCGGGCUGGACGCCAAAGCUGGACGGAGGAGAGUACCUGUUUAACCUGACAUCAAACUAUCGGAGAGACUCGGACAUCCGGGUGCCGUACGGACGAGUUAUGAAAGCUACCAAAGAGGAAAGAGAUUCUUUUAAAAUCCCAACUAAAGACAAGCUGGUCUGCUGGAUCGUCAGCCACUGGGAGGACAAGCUCUGGAGAUCGGGCUACUUCAACGAAUUCAGGAAACACAUCAAAGUGGAGGGGUUCGGAAAACACUUCGGGAGGGAGGUGAACAGAGACAACUACUUCAACGUGAUCUCCAGCUGCAAGUUCUACCUGUCCUUCGAGAACUCCAUCUUUAAAGACUACAUCACCGAGAAGGUCUACAACCCCCUGAGUCUCGGUACGGUUCCUGUGGUCAUCGGUCCUCCCAGGAAAAACUACGAGGAGUACCUCCCUGCCCAUUCCUUCAUCCACGUUCACGACUUCAGCACCCCUAAAAAACUGGCAGAUUACCUCCUUCACCUGGACCAGAACCAGGCGCUGUAUGAAGAGUACUUCACCUGGAGGAAGUACUUCAUCGCUAAGCUAGGCUACGCUGAAGAACACGCCUGUCGCACCUGCGAGUAUCUGAAAUCCUACGGUCUGAACUACAGAGUGUUUAACGACGUGAACGGCUGGUUUUAUGAUUAGAGCCACAACUGACCUUCAAACACCAAAAUUUUACCUGCAAAAAAAAAAAUCACACUGAACGAUAAUCAGAGCUUUAACUGAAGGAAAGGGUUAAAAAUUCCUGUUCUGUUAAACUUUUUUAUUUUAUUUUUGAUUGGCCAGGUUUCACUGUAUCCAGUUAAAGGGGCUCUUUAAUUAUUUACAGUUAAACUUUGUACGCUGCUGCUGUUUUUAUUGUUUUUUAAUAUAAACUUAAUAAUAUUUGAGUAAAAAUAUAAAUGUAUGGGGAGGAAUGUGUGACUGGUCUGGAUGUGGGUUGAUGGAUGUAUAAUUGUGAGAAAUGGAUAUGGAUUAAAAAAAUCUCACUGGAUCAUUAUAUUUUUAAUCUGAAGGAUAUUAUUCACUCUCAGGAAGUAUCUGCUUUUACUGUUUAUGUAUUCAAAAUUAACUUUUCAUUAAAGUUAAACACAAAUCUUAAAA